Hevea brasiliensis (rubber tree) is the source of this 951-nucleotide messenger RNA. RefSeq names its product eukaryotic translation initiation factor NCBP. Gene Ontology annotation, biological process: translational initiation. Gene Ontology annotation, molecular function: translation initiation factor activity; RNA 7-methylguanosine cap binding. The record is from RefSeq and is a predicted model, not a curated record. NCBI's taxonomy places the organism in Eukaryota, Viridiplantae, Streptophyta, Magnoliopsida, Malpighiales, Euphorbiaceae. The coding region runs from base 39 to 725 and encodes 228 amino acids. Gene Ontology annotation, cellular component: eukaryotic translation initiation factor 4F complex; cytoplasm. The transcript is spliced from 6 exons.
CUCGUCCGAUUUGGGGUUUCAGUUAAAAAAGCUAAAAAAUGGAGAUCUCAGAGAAGAAGGAAACAGAAAACAAUAAUAAUAAUAACCAUAAUAAUGCUCAAACGGCAUUGGAUUCAGGAUCAUCUGAUAAUAUCGAUAAAGAAGCCGAAGAACGCCAAGCACGUGACCUCAAAGCUGGUUUGCAUCCUCUUAAGCACAAGUUUGUAUUUUGGUACACUCGCCGAACACCAGGAAUUCGAACACAAACUUCAUAUGAGGAUAAUAUAAAGAAAAUUGUGGAGUUCAGUACAGUUGAAGGUUUUUGGGUCUGCUAUUGCCACUUGGCUCGAUCGUCUUCUUUGCCUAGUCCUACCGAUCUGCAUCUUUUCAAGGAGGGAAUCCGUCCUCUAUGGGAGGAUUCUGCAAACUCCAAUGGUGGCAAGUGGAUAAUACGAUUCAAAAAGGUUGUCUCAGGUCGCUUUUGGGAGGACUUGGUGCUUGCCUUAGUGGGUGACCAACUGGAUUACGGUGAUAACAUAUGUGGUGCAGUACUAAGCAUUCGUUUUAAUGAGGAUAUACUGAGUGUUUGGAAUCGUAAUGCAUCUGAUCAUCAGGCUGUGAUGGCUCUAAGAGAUUCGAUCAAAAGGCACUUGAAGCUUCCCCACAGCUAUGUUAUGGAAUACAAGCCCCACGAUGCUUCUUUGCGUGACAACUCAUCGUAUAGAAAUACAUUGUUGAGAGGGUAAAAGUAUCCUGGAUUAUGAAGCUGAAUGAGCAAUUGAAAUGCUGAGGGUCCUUUCCGGGUCCCUGCUUCACAUUUAUAUUUCAUUCCGUGAUCAAGCUACCAUUUCGUAUCUCAAGUUUUCAACUUAACAACCUGUGUGAUUCAAUUGAUAUCCUGUAGGUUUUAAUGAUACUGACUGAAACAAAAUGUUGGUUUUAAUGAAAUAACAGAUUUGGCUUUGGAUGUUA